Molecule: messenger RNA, 4092 nt
Organism: Zasmidium cellare ATCC 36951
Lineage: Eukaryota; Fungi; Ascomycota; Dothideomycetes; Mycosphaerellales; Mycosphaerellaceae
Exons: 2
Coding region: 1-4092 (1363 amino acids)
Source: RefSeq, a predicted model, not a curated record
AUGGCGCCAUACAACUAUAGCAACUACUACGACCCCGUGGGCAGCCAGAGUAACAAUCAGCCGCAGGGCUACACAUACCGGACGAACAAUUCCUCCCAGUACCCCAAUCAGGCAAACUCCAACUACCAGACGAACUACAACCAGACGUAUGACAACAACAACAACAACUACGCGAACCAGCAAUAUAGCGCAAACACGCAGCAGGGAACGGCAGCUGCUACCUCGACGAACCGCAAUGCGUCAACGCUGGACUCUCUUACCAACCCGACCUACAGUCAACAGAACAGCACGGGCAACAGCAACAGAACAUCUGGCAACAAUGUCGCGUCUUCAUAUGACAACAACACAUACUAUGCCUCAGCUGGUUUUGCCGCUCUGAAUGAUCGGAGUCAGUCGAACAACUCUCCACUUUACGCAACCAACACUGGCGCUUCUACCUUCGGCAGGUUGAGCCUCCCCGACCAGUCGCAAUCUUCGACGACGUUCAGCAACAACCAGCCCUACCAGACGACGUCCUCAAAUGCAAGUACUCAAUAUCGGAAUGCGCCCUCCAGUGCGAGCUCCCGUUCGUACAAGAAUGCUUACAACCAGGCGCAGAAUCAGACACAACCUCCGCAGCGUUAUGCAAGUCCUUUGCAUGCGGUGCAGGCACAGCAACAGCAUCACGGACAUAACAAGCAGCCGUCGCGAUCUUCGAACCCUCAGCCAUCACCUCAGAUGAGCGUUCAGAACGUGCAGCAGCAGCAAUAUCAGCGACAGACCAGCGCUUCGGUAGAGCCAUCACCAACCACCGUCGAUCCAACGCAGGUGUACGACUUCCGGGCUGAGCAGCAGCGGAAGGCGCAAGCGGAAGCUGAGAAACGCAGAAAGCGAGAAGCUGAGAGAGCAGCGCGCAAAGCAGAGGAAGACGCCCGCAGACAAGAAGAGGAGAGGCGUAUAGCGGAGGAGGCUGCUAAAGAGGAAGAACAAGAACGUCUCGAGAGAGAAUCGCGAGAAGCCGAGGAGAAGGCGAAAAAGGCCGAGGAAGAAGCGGCUAACAAGAAAGCGGCUCAAGCCCGUAAGAACGAGCAGAGACGCAAAGCCCGAGAGGAAAAGCGACAAAGUCAGACUGCUGCAACAGCAUUGACUCAGAUGGCAUCUGGAUCGGCGGCGGAUGCUGCCAUCGCAGGCAUGCCAGGUGUUGGCGACAUGUCCGGGCCGCCAGCCAAUGAUGAAGAAGCGGACAUGCGCGCCAUGUUCAAGAAGAUGCGCGAGUUCAAUGCGCGGAAUCCAGAUAUGCUGGCGAAGCUGUGGGAGGAGGAGCGACAGACUCAUGCCGCAACUCAAGGCAGUCCUGCUCAGCAGUCUCCAGCUCAGCCGACCCCCAAACCUGCCCAGCCUGCGGCGGCUGCCAAAAAACAACCUGCGGCAAAGACUACUCCAGCCCAGCAAAGUCAGCCAGGACGGCCUCCCAAAUCCGCUGCUGCACAGCCAGCAACGCAGACUCCCGCUCAAAAGUCGGCGACUCCAGCACAGGCGGGCGGAGCUCUAUGGCCACCAGACAAGAAGGGAAAUCUUGCUGAAGCCGCUGCGAAAUGGCUGAACAAUCUCCCGCAGAACCGCUCUCUAGGACGAAGCGUUAGUAGAGAGCAGGUGCUCAAGAUUCUUGACGGCAACCCAGCAUACGUGCAGCUCUGCGAAUCGCUUGAGGCGAUUGGAAUCAGGUUUGGACGCUCUGACUUGGCACAAGAGCUGCUCAAAGCUGUUCCUGAGGUGCGUCAACAGAAGCAGGUGCCUUCUACUAUCAAUGGACAGGCCACCGCCGCCGCUGCAGCUCCGAACCAACCUCCAGGCGAGACGCAGAAGAAGAAGGGAGGCCGCCCGAAGAAAGACCAGCCUGGUAACUACAGCCUGGGGAAGCCCUCGCAAGGCAAUGGUUCAGUUAGCUACCAAGCUCCUGUUUUCUCUCUCACUAAUGCUGCACGGGAGGUGAACAAGAUGGACACUACCGGAGCCACUUUGGGCGCUCAGUCGUCACUUGCGUCUGCUAUUGCGAGCGCACAGGGACCAUCCGAUCUUCAGAGUCCAUAUUUCACAGAUCAUCACAUGGUCGAUGAUGAUGUCCAGCCGGUCGAGGUCAAAGAUGAGGAGAAGCCGGAAGAGCCGCCAAAGCCGCCAGCCGACAAAGAGGAAGCAGCUCGAAAGCGAACGUUCAACGAUCUCGUCGAUUUGACCAAGGACAAUGAUGAUUCUGACGAUGAAGGCCCUCCACGAAAGAUCCAGCAGCCUCUUGCAGGACCAUCGAAUGGCGUGGUCAAGCACCAAGCUCAGCCGAACGGGUUUAACAAACCCAUGACGUUCCAGCAAUUCUUGAAUCGUACUCAGCCUGUACCAAAUCCUACCCCGUACCAAGAUCCGUGUGGUCCGCAUAUGCAGCAGACCCAGCCGAGACCGAUGCCGCCGACUGUGCUACCGUCGAACAAGCCCAGGCCAUCCGGGCCAACAGAGGAGCAGAAGCAGCACGAGCGCAUGAAAGGAAAAAUCCUUGUAGAGCCGAUUAUGCGCGAUCGUGUUGCGCGUAAGUCGAAAUACGACAGCCGAACCAUUGCUCGAGACGUUUUGCUUGCCACCGGCCGUCAUCCAGACAUGCGUCCCCUCAAUGCCCACCUCAGUACUAUGCAGAGACUGCUAGCCGACCAUGGUGGUGCUAUCGAUGGCACGGGCAACAAGAGCGACCUCUCGACUAUCAAGUGGGACAUCAUCGAUCCAGGUGAACCUGCUGAAGAUGCCAAAGCCAAGGCCAAGUCAGCUGCCGAGCGUCGUGAGAAAGCCAUUGCUGGCGCCGGGGAUGUCGAAGGUGAAGCCGACGAUGAGGGCGAAGGGCUUCAGUCUCGUGCCCAGGAUGCCCUUCGUAAGAUCAGAAACGGUGAGGACCUUCGAGAAGAAGACUUGUCCAAUAUCGAGGAUCCGAUGGUCCGGAAGCAGAUCAAGAACAGGCUCAAGGUGCGAAAGCAGAGUGAGAAGUUCCGUGAGAGCGGAGGAGAAGUGACUCAGGACAAGGACGGCAAUUAUGUUUCGGUGCAGCAGCAAAUCCGGGAAGGCGCUAACCCGAAGCGAGCCCGCGGUCGCCCACCUAAAAGCGCGACCAACAGUGCGCGUGCAUCUCCUGCCGUUAACAAUCCUGACAUCACCAACAACAACGACAUUCUUGGAAGCGACCUGACUCCUAACAAAGGUAAAAAGGCGCGCGUUUCCGUGUCUAAAUCCUCCCCAAGCAUGGCAAGCGGCUCGCCCGCAGUGGGCUAUGCCGCCUUUCGCCAAGUGGAUGAGAAUGGCAACGUGAUUAAGAAGAAGGGUCGUCCUGUCGGAUGGCGAAAGAACAUACACUCACGUGAAGCAAACGGCUUGGAAGCAGCAAAGUCAGCAAGCGGGCACAAGCCUUCUGGCAGCCGCCUGCGAAAGUCGACUGGAGCAACACCAAUCAUGGAGACUUCUGUGCAGCCAGUAUACCAAGUCUACAAGUGCCAGUGGAGGAACUGCACUGCGCAACUGGACAACUUGGAGCGGUUGAAGAAGCACGUAGUGAAGUUACACGGAACGCAGACUGAAGACAACCACUUCGAAUGCCAGUGGCAGCCAUGUCAAUCACAAGGCAAGCGCCUCGACACGAAUGGCAUGUUGCAGGGAGAAAACGCGACAUUUGACGACAUAGCGGACUGGCUGAAGCAUGUGACCAAGCAACAUCUGGACGAAGUGGCGUGGAAGUUGGGUGAUGGGCCUCGAGGUGGCAGCGUUUCAGAACUACCGUCCGAUUCAGAAGCAUGGCUUUCCGACGCCAAUGGCCGUUCCGUCACGCCGCUGAUUGUGCCCAUGUCUGAGCGGCAGACGGAGGAACCCCAGUCCAAAGUCAAGAAGUUCCCUGGCUUCUCUUCAGACGGUCCAAUGACCAAGGAGCAGCGUGAAGCUGCUGCUGAGCUUCAGAAGCUGAGGGAUCAGAAACUGAGGGAAGGUGUGAUUAUGGGGCGAGAGGGGAGUCGGCUGGCAAAUGACAAGCGGAGAAGGGGGUUUUUGGAUGAUGAGGACUUCGAGGAUGUGAUCUACGAUAGCGACUGA